AUGGGUCGCUUUGGUCUCCUUCCUCUGGCUCUGCUCUCGCUCCAGACGCUCUUCGCCGGGUGUCAUGCGACAGACACUCCUGAGAGUGAAGACGCCCCUGCUCCUCCGUCUCUUGCCGUCACCGUGGAAGCCUCCUUCCCUGCGUCAGAAAUCUUUGGCAUCAAGAUUGUCAAUGGUCAGGAAUCGCAAGCUCUGUUGACUUUCAGCAAUGAAGAAGAAGUUCCGGUCACCGUCAACUUCGUUGGUGGUUCUCUCAUGAGCCUGGAUGAGCCUUCCAAGGCCGUGCGCAACCUUUCAACCACCACCUAUGGCGUUGAAAUUGCAGCCGGCGAGAAGGAGACCCUUCCUUACAGUCUCACGACCGAGAUGCACCCUCAGGAUCUCCGCCUCAACCUUAUCUCCGUUUUAAGCAAGAAUGUCACUCAAUUCUUCACCAUCCAAGCUUUCAACGGAACUAUCAGCGUCGUCGAGCCGGAAACUAGCAUCUUUGACCCCCAGAUCAUCUUCCUUUACUUCUUCAUCCUCGCAUUCUUUGCUGGUAUCGUGUACUUCUUCUACACCGUCUGGGUUGCACCAUACUUCCCUCAGAAGCGCCGUGGAAAGAGUGGCGAGGCCAAGAAGUCUGGAGCUGCCAAGAAGACCGAAUCGGAUGUUCCUGCGGUAGAAACCACUGCUACUGGCACUGCGACCUCUUUCAACUCCGAAUGGAUUCCCGCCCACCACAUCCAGAAGCCCGAGGCGCGCAAGGUCAAGGGCGCACGAUCCAAGAGCCGUGCCUAA
Talaromyces rugulosus is the source of this 780-nucleotide messenger RNA. RefSeq lists its product as uncharacterized. The transcript is spliced from 3 exons. The coding region runs from base 1 to 780 and encodes 259 amino acids. Lineage: Eukaryota; Fungi; Ascomycota; Eurotiomycetes; Eurotiales; Trichocomaceae. Gene Ontology annotation, cellular component: endoplasmic reticulum; endoplasmic reticulum membrane. The record is from RefSeq and is a predicted model, not a curated record.